AUGUUACGGAGCGAUAACAAUACUUUCCUGCUAUCAAUAAAACGUCACGAGAACCGUCGUGUUAUACGCCGAGGGGAUAUCGAAAAUCCAGUCUCAGCGGUGGCCGACGCCUCAAGGGCCGUGUCCGCUUAUGGCUAUGAAUAUGUUGUGCAGGAUUCUGUCCGGCGGUGCAGCAAAACGAGAAAAAGCACACGCCAGCUGCAAUGCAGCUGCCGUCGCCUCUCCGCAUGGCGCAGAGCAGAUUUAGCAAAUCCUAGUUGGGAGUCCCGGGUCGACCACUCCUGUAGGGAGCGCUGCCACCCCGCCUGUCACCCACCCCCAACUUUCACUCUCUUGUGCGUCGGGGAUCUCGACCCCGGCCUCAGCAACGAUACGCCGUUAAAGCCGAUUUACACACAAACAGAUCUAGGAACGACGCAAGAGCAGGGCAAAGACAGAGCAGAGCCCGAGGUCGGGCGCGCCCGCGUCGUCGCCGCCGAGGCGCUCCCGCUGCGACCCUACGCCGCACGCGAUAAGGCACACAUCGCCGUGCGCUCACUGACCUCACCGCACCGCCGACAAAUAAUAAAUAUG
Iphiclides podalirius (scarce swallowtail) is the source of this 573-nucleotide messenger RNA. The record is from the annotation of a GenBank genome assembly. NCBI's taxonomy places the organism in Eukaryota, Metazoa, Arthropoda, Insecta, Lepidoptera, Papilionidae.